Messenger RNA from Ceratotherium simum simum (southern white rhinoceros), 2714 nucleotides. The record is from RefSeq and is a predicted model, not a curated record. Lineage: Eukaryota; Metazoa; Chordata; Mammalia; Perissodactyla; Rhinocerotidae.
ACCCUCCGCCGGUGCUGCGGGUGGACGACCGGCAGCGGCUGGCCCGGGAGCGGCGUGAGGAGCGCGAGAAGCAGCUCGCUGCGAGGGAAAUCGUCUGGUUGGAAAGAGAAGAGCGAGCCCGGCAGCACUAUGAGAAGCACCUGGAGGAGCGGAAGAAGAAGUUGGAGGAGCAGAGGCUGAAGGAGGAGCGGAGGAGGGCCGCGGUGGAGGAGAAGCGGAGGCAGAGGCUGGAGGAGGACAAGGAACGCCAUGAAGCUGUGGUCCGGCGCACGAUGGAGAGGAGCCAGAAGCCAAGACAGAAGCAUAACCGGUGGUCGUGGGGAGGCCCCCUCCACGGGAGCCCCCGAGCCCGCAGCGCGGAUCCAGACAGGCGAUCAGUUUCCACCAUGAAUCUUUCGAAACAUGUCGAUCCCGUCAUUAGCAAGCGGCUCUCCUCUUCAUCUGCAACUUUGCUAAAUUCUCCAGAUAGAGCUCGCCGCCUGCAGCUCAGCCCGUGGGAGAGCAGCGUUGUUAACAGACUGCUGACGCCCACCCAUUCGUUCCUGGCCAGAAGCAAAAGCACAGCUGCCUUGUCUGGAGAUACAGCAUCUUGCAGCCCCAUCAACAUCAUGCCCUACAAAGCUGCACACUCUAGAAAUCCGAUGGAGCGACCAAAAUUCUUUGUAACACCGCCUGAGGGCUCUGCACGAAGGAGGACUGUUCAUGGCGCAGCGGGCUCUAAAAGAGAUAGGGAGCGAGAGAACAUUCCCUUCCACCCGACAGCUGGCAUCCGAAGGGCUCUGUCUCCGUCACAUCCCAAAGCCAGGUCACCAGCUCCCUCCCGACUCUGGCUCCCAUCCAAGUCCCUCCCUCACUUGCCCGGCACACCCAGACCAGCAUCCUCCCUGCACCCCGGAUCAGUCAAAGCUGCUCCCGCACAGGCCUGGCCCCCGUCCCCCGGCAACAUCCGUCCCAUCAAGAGAGAAGCCAGGGUGGAGCCUGAGAGAAAAGAGCCCCAGGAGGAACCUCAGGAAGUUGCCGGUGAGCCCUUGCUGGAGGGCAGAGCACCUUUGGUGAAGGUAGAAGCAGCUGCAGGGGAAGAGGGGCCACCCGUGGAAACAGAGGCCACCCCUGUUGCUCCAGCCACAGCCCUGGCCUCCACCUCGGCCCCCGUCCCAGCUCCAGCUUCGGCCCCAGCCCUGGCCUCGGUCCAGGUCCAGGUCCCAGUCCCAGGCCCGCCAUCCACUGUGACUGCCAGUGCUUCUCCUAAGACCUCUGCAGGCACCACUGACCCGGAGGAGGCCACGAGGCUGCUCGCUGAGAAGAGGCGGCUGGCCCGCGAGCAGAGAGACAAGGAGGAGAGGGAGAAGAGGGAGAAGGAGGAGCUGGAGAGACAACAGAGAGAGGAGCGGGCUCAGAGGGCGGCUGACGAGAGGACUCGCGGCGAGGCGGCCCGCGGGCCGGAGGCCGAGCAGGCGCGGGAGAGCGAGGAGCAGCAGCGGCUGCGCCAGCGCGAGGCGGCCGAGCGCGUCCGGAAGCAGAAGCACGAGGAAGCUCGCGUCCGCGAGGAAGCGGAGCGCGCUCGGCAGGAACGGGAGAAGCACUUCCAGAGGGAAGAGCAGGAGCGCCUGGAGAGGAAGAAGCGCCUGGAGGAGAUCAUGAGAAGAACCAGGAGAGCCGACGCCGCAGAUAAGAAAACUGUUGAUCAGAGAAAUGGAGAUAUAACCAAGGGAGCCCUCACUGGGGGAGCAGCGGUAUCUGCACUUCCCUGUGUGACAGACUCUCCAGGAAGUGGAGAACCAUCGGCCAGCUCGCAUGUGGUUACCUCCCAUCCAUCGAAGGUGACUGUGGAGAGUACUCCCAAUUUGGAAAAACAACCAAAUGAAAAUGGAGUCUCUGUUCAGAAUGAGAAUUUUGAAGAAAUUAUAAACUUACCCAUUGGAUCUAAACCAUCCAGAUUAGAUGUCACCAACAGAGAGAGCCCAGAAAUUCCUUUGAAUCCAAUUUUGGCCUUUGAUGAUGAAGGGACACUUGGGCCCCUGCCUCAGGUAGAUGGUGUUCAGACACAACAGAUAGCAGAAGUUAUAUGAGCAUUUCUUCUGAAGAACCAAAGCAGAAGUUUAAUAAGAAUUGCUGCAAUUCCUGGAAUUCCCUCCGUGCUGUGAAGGAGCACCCCCCUCCUCCAGUUUUCUAAAGAUUUUUUGACCAUCAUUUUGAAAAGAGUUUAUUAAAACCAGCUAAAGACAACAGACUGGAGAGCUUUUCUAAUACUUUUCGCCAACAGAGAAAAAGAAAUGCUCCUUAUUCUUCAAUACUUUAAAAUGGCUUUUUCCAGUGUCCUCCUUCUUAGUAAAUCAAUAUUUUUCUGCAUUCUCUAAAAGAUGGAAGCAUUUGACUAUAAAAGAAAUGGGCUGACUAGGCAUGGUUUUUCACAUAGAUAUUUUGGUAUUUUGGUCUUUAAAAGCUAACGUAAAAUUGGCACAAAAAAAUUCACCUUUUGCAGUAUAAUACUUGAAAAAUAAGUACCUCUUAGCUCUACAGGUAGAGUGAAUAGGAGAGGUGUUUAAAUUAAGCCUGUUUGUUUAAAUAUUAUUGCAAAGAACUCUGUUUGUAGAGGCAAAUUAUAGGCAGAUUACCAGGUUCUUGUAAAGCAACUUGUGUGUGGACAUUCUGCAGACCCAGCUGUCACGUUCCUGCAGCUCCUUUUUGCAAAAGCAUACUGAAUAGUUUUAAAA